Gastrolobium bilobum is the source of this 1074-nucleotide messenger RNA. RefSeq names its product two-component response regulator ORR22-like. Gene Ontology annotation, molecular function: DNA binding. Gene Ontology annotation, biological process: phosphorelay signal transduction system; cytokinin-activated signaling pathway. NCBI's taxonomy places the organism in Eukaryota, Viridiplantae, Streptophyta, Magnoliopsida, Fabales, Fabaceae. The transcript is spliced from 6 exons. The coding region runs from base 31 to 1074 and encodes 347 amino acids. The record is from RefSeq and is a predicted model, not a curated record.
AAUGAUGAUAACAAUGAUGAUAUAGGAGACAUGUUUCCGAUAGGAUUGCGUGUUCUUGCUGUUGAUAACGAUCGAGAAAGCCUUUUCAGUUUAGAGACUAUGCUCCGAAGUUGUCAAUACCAAGUAACAACGUCUACAGAUGCAACGACAGUACUGAGGAUGUUGAGAGAAAACAAGUUUGACCUUGUGAUCAGUGAACUACACAUGCCUGAAAUUGAAGGACUUAAGCUGCUUAAGCUCAUGCAACCUAUGGACAUACCUGUUAUAUUGUUCUCCAUUGAUUAUGACAGAAAGUUGGCGAUGGAAGCAGUUACUCUGGGAGCAUGUGAUUAUUUGCAGAAACCAAUUAGAAUGGAAGAGCUGCAGAAUAUUUGGCAGCAUCUUGGUCAUAACAAGGAGCACCAAGCAAUCCAAAAGAAGCAUCGGGUUAUUUGGACGGAGGAGCUGCACCAAAGUUUUUUGGCCGCUGUUAAUCAGUUAGGAGGUGUUGACAAGGCUGUAACUAAACAAAUUCUUCAAGUGAUGAAGGUUGAGGAGCUUACUAGGGCGAAUGUGGCCAGCCAUCUUCAGAAGUAUAGAAAAAGUCUGAACAAAAUCAGCUCUAAGCCAACUCAACAAGUUAAUAACGUCAGUGCUUUUAGAUCGUCUUCACCUGGUGGGAUGAUUAGAAGAUUGGACACUCCUGCUGUUGUGCCAGAGUUGCCUUCUUCUGCAACUCUUCAAUUGGAUCAUGCACAGAACUUAAACAACUCAACCAAUGAUCAACGUAAUUUCCAAUCAGCCUUAGUUUAUGAUAAUCAAAAUAGUUUACUGGGAUUGCCAAUGUUUGGGGAGCUUGACCAACUGCUUUGGAAUGACAUGAGUUUUGCCACCUUGCAAGGAGGGAAUCUGAGUAGGAAUGAGGGUGUUGAACCUUUUAGGCAGGCUAUAAGGCCUCCUAAUAUAUAUGACAUGAGUUUUGCACCCUUGCAAGGAAGGAAUCUGAGUAGUGUUACAAAUGCUCCUGGGCAAACGAGUAAUAAUGUGCCUUUUCAGAGGUUGGAUGACCAAAGACAGGAUGGCAGUCAUCCUUAA